UUACCAUCACACCUUAUUGCUUUCAUUUUCAACCCUUUUAUUAUUACUCUCUCUCUCUCUCUCUCUCUCUCUCUCUCUACACGCUCACAUUCUUUCUUCUCCUUUUAUAUUGCUUCCACAUCACCUGAAAACACCCACCAAACUGAACAAACAGAGAAAGAAAGAAAGAAAGAAAAAAAGCCUAUAUACUUGUUAUCACUCAACACUUGUUAAUUAAGCUAAGCUAAGCUACAAUGGAAGAAUAUCAGUUUAAGAGGAACCAUGUGCCAGCAUUUGGGAGCUGGGAUUGGAAUGAUAAUCUUCCAUUCACACAGUGCUUUGAAUCUGCAACACAAGCUGGUUUUCUAAGCUAUACUUACUCUCAGACUAAUCAAGAUCAAGAUCUUUAUGUUACUCCUGCUAUGAUUGUUGUUCCUCGUACAAGGGAAAAGGUACGUUCCCAACAUGAAAAGGAUGUGAAAAAGCAGAAUUGGGUGAGCAAUGUUGUAAAAGAGCCACAAAGCCCAACUCCAAUAUCAAGACCAACACCAAAGCCUGUUGAUGAAGACUUGUACAAAAUUUCACCAGAACUUCUUUAUGCCAAAACUACUAAGAAGAGAGGGUUUUGUUUCUUUCCUAGUUGCUUUUGCAUUGCAUGAGACAGGGCAUUAAAUUUGAGAUGUCAUUGUACAUACAAGUGAAAUGGAGGAGGCAUUGAUUAAUAGAAAGAUACUCUCUUGGAUUGUAUUUAUUUCAAAGCAAAAUAUUUCAGGACCAAGAAGAUUAUCAUAUUAUAGACACAUAAUUAUUGUGCUAAGAUCUUGGUUUUUUUUUUCUUUCCACUUUUACGGUUUGUUUUUUCUUUUAUUAUGUACUUGAACUUGGUUUGUAAAAGCUGUGUAACCAGAAUUAAUUAAAGGGAAGAAAGAGGUUAAAAGCUAAUUCUGUUCCUGCCA
Molecule: messenger RNA, 935 nt
Organism: Cicer arietinum (chickpea)
Lineage: Eukaryota; Viridiplantae; Streptophyta; Magnoliopsida; Fabales; Fabaceae
Source: RefSeq, a predicted model, not a curated record